Pseudozyma hubeiensis SY62 is the source of this 1230-nucleotide messenger RNA. RefSeq names its product UDP-galactose transporter. Gene Ontology annotation, cellular component: Golgi membrane. Gene Ontology annotation, biological process: pyrimidine nucleotide-sugar transmembrane transport. The coding region runs from base 1 to 1230 and encodes 409 amino acids. Gene Ontology annotation, molecular function: UDP-galactose transmembrane transporter activity. The record is from RefSeq and is a predicted model, not a curated record. The transcript has a single exon. Lineage: Eukaryota; Fungi; Basidiomycota; Ustilaginomycetes; Ustilaginales; Ustilaginaceae.
AUGCCGAUCAUACCGACGGAUCACGCGAUUCGAAAAUGGACGAGCUUGACAGUGCUCGUCUUGUUCACCACAGCCACCAGCAUCGUCUCGCAGCGAUCACGGAGCGUCGCCGCAGGGGAAAGGUAUUCGAUCGCCACCUCGGUCUUCCUAUCGGAACUGUUCAAGCUCAUCGUCGGCUUCGUGACGGCGGUCGUGUCGCACAAGGAGCAUGUCAGCAGUCCCAGCAGAGACGGUGCUUCGCUGCCACUGUUUUCAGAAAAGUCGGACGAGCAAGACCACAGCGACACUGGCGAUGAUCAAUCAGACUCGCCCUACCCGGCCUCACGAUCGCAGGUAUCAAUGCCGAUGAUGAACAAGGUACGCCAAGCUUGGGACGACAUCUUCUGCCCAUCGGCAUGGACGAUGAGCGUACCUGCUCUCGUCUACGUGGCUCAGAACAUGCUUCAGCUCGGCGCAAACUCGCAUCUCAGCUCGGUGGCAUACCAGGGCCUUUCGCAGCUCAAGCUGGUGACAGCGGCCAUCAUCAGCGUGUGCGUGUUUGGCAAAACGCUCUCGAUUCGUCAGUGGAUGUGCCUUCCUAUUUUGCUGGGAGGCGUCGUCUUCUUGACCCAGAAGCCGAUGACGAUGCAAGAUGUUGCCGAGGCAGCGGCGCUGCUGGGAAGCAGCGAGCCAGCUGCGGACUCGCCCUUCUCUCACCGUCAUUCCGACGCACCGGCAUCUUCGAGCUCGUGGCUGAUGGCGGAUGCCGUGAUGCUUGCUGGCGAAUACGCGGAUGCCCAGCUUUUCAUCGGAGCUCUACUGGUGGUGAUGGCUUGUAUCUGCGGUAGCUUCGCCGGUGUGUACAUCGAGACGAAGCUGAAAUCGAGCAUGUCGGUGGCGCUCUCAGUACGCAACGCUCAGCUCGCCUCUUUUGCGCUGGUCACUUCUGGCCUGGCUGUGACGAUGGAAGCCAUCAAGAACGGCGAGUGGGCGCCAUUGGAUCACUUUUCGACGACAGCCUGGAUGACUGUGCUGCUACGAGGCGCAUCCGGCUACGUGGUGUCUGCAACCCUUCGAUACGCAGACGCCAUCGCAAAAGGAUUCGCUACGAGUGUGGCCAUCAUCACCACCAUCGCCGUCGAGAGCAUGCUGACGUUGCACCCGCCAUCGAUGAUGCAGGUCUUGGGCAGCUCUCUAGUGAUUAUCAGCACCUACACCUACGUUCGUCUGGGUGCGGCGAACAACCCGUAA